GAACCGUUGGAUCAGGUAAGACACACCACAAGAUUAAGUACACCAGAAGUUUGUGCCCUACUAUUGGGUGACCAGUGUUUGGUCGGAAAUCCAACGGAUAAUAUAUACUGGAAAUUAAAACUCAAUAAACGAAAGAAAAUUAAUUCAAAACCAAAAGCCAAACAAAACAACGGCAACAAAACUAGUAAUAUAUUGCACAUAACGGACAUUCAUUUGGACGAACACUACUCGCCGUUAAUUGAGCCCAAAUGUGGAGCUCCUUAUUGUUGUCGAGCCAACAGCACAACAGUCCCGUCCACUCCCGAUGCCGGUCAGUGGGGGUCCUAUUUCUGCGAUACACCCCUUAAGCUGUUGGACAAUUUGUUUGCAACAAUUGACUGGCAGUCCAUUGAUUUGGUCUACUGGACAGGGGAUGUAACCCCUCACGACACGUGGCAGGACUCCAAAGAGGGUAUACUCAGCGCAUCCAAAAUUAUUACAUCCUAUUUGAAGAAAUAUUCUAAGAGUCCAGUGAUUGUCUCACUCGGCAAUCAUAUGGCAGUUCCGGUCGGAACCUUUUCUCCGCCGGACAUCACUAACAGUUUGUCCACUCGUUAUGUUUUCGAUCAUAUGAUUAAUGAAUGGUCUGAAUUGUUCCCAACGGAUCAGUUGUCUUCAUUUCGCUCUGCCGGUUAUUAUACACUAAGAGUAAGGCCCGGAUUUCGGGUAAUAGUAGUGAACACCAAUUAUUGCGCGCGACUUAACAUUUGGACGUAUUAUCAACCGAUAGAUCCGGCGAAUCAACUCAAAUGGCUGUCAUAUCAGUUAGAUUUGGCCGAAAAGGCCUCAGAGUUUGUCCAUAUUGUGGGACACAUUCCACCCGACAAUCGGGAGUGCACUCAGGGCUGGCUCUAUAACUAUUUAAAUAUCAUUGAGAGAUAUAGCGAUACAAUUGUGGCUCAAUUCUACGGUCACACACAUUAUGAUGAGCUGAGAGUCUAUUACUCUAACUAUGAUUGCAAUAAAGUUAUUGGAUUUGGGAUUAUUAGCCCCAGUGUUACCCCAUAUGACGGCAGUCUUCGUCUCAAUCCCGCCUAUCGUUUAGUGAAGAUUAGAGAUAACGGCAUAAUUGAUAACAUAGAGACCUAUUCCCUGGACUUAAGUCGGGCCAACACUCUGGAGGAAGGGUCGACACCCGAGUGGCCGUUGGAGUACUCAAUCACAUGGUUUUCGGCCGACUCUCUGGCCUUUGCUUUCAUUAAUAUUUGUUCAACACUUAAAUUAUCGACGCCUGAGGUCUGCGACGGAUAUAUCAAUAUAUUUAAGGAUCAGGUCGAGUAUAUCAGAGCCAAUACACGACUGGAACGGACAGAGAUAUGCGGUCUAGUGAUGGGCGACCAGUGCUAUAGUGGGGAGUCUGAGAACCUGCACUGGAAGCUCGAUAUACCCGAUCGGACCGACGACUAUCGCAAAAGACAUUUUUUGAAAAGCAAAAAGAUAUAUAAAAUACUUCACAUAACAGAUAUUCACUUGGAUUUAGAUUACGUGCCCUUCACUGACAACACAUGUCAGACACCCUAUUGUUGCCGCGUUUGCCGGCCAUUUCGCCCACGUCAUUUAUACUCGCGGUUGAUGACCCCGAGUAUGGGCACGCUGUGUGGGAAUAUGUGUGAGUGUGAAGUGGCCGGCAGUGCCCGACACUACGCAUCCCUAUGUAAUUGUAUUAAUGCGGACAUACCUUUUAGCACAGCUCACGAUACGUGGCAGGACUCGCGGCCUAACUCAUUGAAAACCACAAAA
Molecule: messenger RNA, 1779 nt
Organism: Medioppia subpectinata
Lineage: Eukaryota; Metazoa; Arthropoda; Arachnida; Sarcoptiformes; Oppiidae
Source: the annotation of a GenBank genome assembly